Messenger RNA from Leptinotarsa decemlineata (Colorado potato beetle), 1570 nucleotides. RefSeq lists its product as uncharacterized. The record is from RefSeq and is a predicted model, not a curated record. NCBI's taxonomy places the organism in Eukaryota, Metazoa, Arthropoda, Insecta, Coleoptera, Chrysomelidae.
UUUGACAUAUCAACAUGUCAAAAAAUUCAUCGGCUAGAUUCAGCAGUGAUGGUGAUCCUGAUUCCAAUAUUGCAGAGGUCAAACCAAACGCGCGUUCCCGUUCUUCCUCAUAUAGAAAUAGAAAAGAUCUAGAGGGUGGGCCGUUUGGAGAUUCGCCAUCAGAUCGAACUGAACAGGUUUAUAAAAACUGUCUAUUCUAUAUGAUUCAAGAAAAUGAAGAUUCGACUAACACAUCCGAUCGCAGUGAACAGAACCAGGAUCUCUACAGCUUGAGAAACGACUACCUGGAAAAGCUGAAUAUAGUCAGGAGAAGAUUGAAUUUGAUUGAAAUAGAUGACGAACGCAGUACUGAUCGUCGUGAAAGUUGCACUAUAACAGAGAUACUCGAAGUAGAGCAACCAAAGCAAAAAACCGUUCGAAAUAUGACUAGGAAUUUGGAAAAACAACCUAGUGGAUCAAGUGGUGACUUAACUGAAAGUUUUGAAAUAAAAACAAUACAUCCGUUUUCGGUGUGUUACAAUAUGAACUCACAAUCCAUUAAUAAUCUAUUGGAACUGGAGUACAAUCCACCAAAAAAAAAAUCCUGCUUUCGGCUGAAAACUCCAAAAUUACCUUCAUCAUCCGAGAGUAACAUUCCAUACCACACCAAAGUGAGUAUACAUGAAGAUAUUUUCAAGAAAUCAAACAAUGUGGAGCCGAGAGAUACAACCGAUAAAAUUGUUUUCAAGAACUAUCACGAGAAAUUCACAGUAACUAAAUGGACACAGUGUUCUGAUCAAGAAAAUGAGAAGACUGUGGAGAAAAGUGAAUAUAGUGAAAACGUGAAUCUGUUCCCAACAGUGAUAGUUCGUACAAAUUCUCCGUCUGUUGCUUCUAUUAAAUCUUCUCCAAUUCCAGAUAGAAUGGAACAGAAUGAGACUGAAGUACCAUAUCCAUUGAAUUUCAUUGAGGAUGCUUCAGUAGAAAGCUAUAAUACAGUGACAACGAGCACAACUAUUCUGGAUAAUAGACGUGUUGGAAAAAAAAGAAAACGUUUCAGUAUCCGAAAUAAAAAUUCACAGGAGAAAAUGGAUAUUCAGAAAAAAUAUCGUUCUGGACAUAGUGAAGGAGAGAAUUUUGAAAAAUCAUCUAACUAUCAACGUCAGCAAAUCAAACACGAUAUCAUUCAGUUUCUCACUUAUCGGAAAGAAAAGCGCAGAGCUAAAUCUUCACCAAUAAGAAGAAAAAAUGCUGUACCUUUUGGUCCUAUUGUUAUCAAUGAUUAUGAAAAAAAACAGCAUAUGAACCAAAAAUUUUACUUGUUCAAUUCCAGCUCGUUUUCCGACGAGGAGAGAUAUGUGAGGGGCAUAUACGAGGGUACUUUUGACUCUGAUAGCAUUUCGCAAAGAAAAAAGACAUUCUGGUCGAGUUUGAUUUCUUGCUUCAGACCUAUUUUUGAUUUUAUCAAGCGGCGAUGAUAUUUUUAAGGUUAAAGUUGUACACGAAUAUGGUAUAAGUAUGGUAUAGGUCUAAUUUAAUAACCUGUGAUGUGAUUUAGUCAUUAUUUUUCAAUAUAUUGUUUUAUGUAACC